Polypterus senegalus (gray bichir) is the source of this 3117-nucleotide messenger RNA. RefSeq names its product DDB1 and CUL4 associated factor 8 (gene dcaf8). The record is from RefSeq and is a predicted model, not a curated record. Gene Ontology annotation, molecular function: protein binding. The transcript has 14 exons. Lineage: Eukaryota; Metazoa; Chordata; Cladistia; Polypteriformes; Polypteridae. Gene Ontology annotation, cellular component: Cul4-RING E3 ubiquitin ligase complex; cytoplasm. Bases 244 to 2061 code for a protein of 605 amino acids.
CUGUCGGCGCCGAGUGUCACACAUGCGUGCAAAUAAAGUUUUACAAACGCACUUCCGGCAGGAUUUGUUUUCCGGAAGUCGAAAGUGCUAUAAAAAAGGUCCUAUCACGUGAACAGCAACAAGUAAAUCAAGAACUUGACUGCAGUGCUCUUUGUCAACAGCUUUAGGACUAUAUCAGCCAUCAAUGGUCAUUUAUGCUGGCUGGAAACUCACUACUUCUGAGUUAAUAAAACAAAAUACUUGAUGGCAUACGAAGAAAGAAAUUCAGAUGUAGUAAAUAGUACCCAGGAUCACUUAGAAUUGGCUCCUCGUCAAGAUGAAGAAGAAGGUACUUCUGCACCUGUAAUGAAUGAGCCUACUGAGAGUGACUCUCACUUAAGUAAAGAUGGUUCCAAUGAUCCCUUCACAGGUGGAGGAGAGGCAGAAAAUACUUCACAAGACGAUCAAGAACACACUGAAGAUGAGGAUGAAGAAGAGGAUUCUGACAGUAUGGAUGAAACUGGACAUUAUGCUUUGACUGAUGAAGCAGGAGACAGUGAUGGUGGAGGUGGUGAUCAUAGACGACAGAGGAAACGCAGACGGGAUAGAAGUAGGGGUCACAGUACUUCCAGCUCUGGAGAUGAGGAUAAUGAAGUGGAAGAUGGUGAUGCUGAAGAAGAUGAUCAGGCACUUGAAGAAUGGCUGAGGUCUGAGGUUAAAGAAAUGGGGACUCCUGACUGGAAAGCAGUUCAUGCACUUAGGGCUAGAGAAAUUGGAAAAGGUGUGCCACACUUUCCACGCCGGGCCUGUGGAGCCAGAGGUCUGGUCCAGCGAUUUCAAAUGCAGGGCAUCCUUGAAAGACACACGGGAUGUGUGAAUACACUUCAUUUUAAUCAGUCAGGAACAAGAUUAGCUUCUGGCAGUGAUGAUUUGAAAGUAAUCAUUUGGGACUGGGCAAGAAAAAAAGCAGAACUGGAAUUUGAUAGUGGACAUAAAAGUAACGUCUUUCAGGCCAAGUUCCUGCCCCACAGUGGUGACUCAACUCUUGCAAUGUGUGCCCGUGAUGGUCAAAUUCGUGUGGCUGAACUGUCUGCCACACAGCGAUGCAAAUCUACUAAGAGAGUUGCUCAGCACAAGGGAGCUGCACAUAAGCUGGCCCUGGAACCAGAUUCUCCUUGCUCUUUUCUGUCAGCAGGUGAAGAUGCUGUUGUGUUUGGCAUUGAUCUACGACUAGAUCGCCCUGCAACUAAGGUGGUUGUUGCAAAAGAGAAUGAGAAAAAAAUUGGUCUGUACACUAUCUACGUUAAUCCAGCUUCAACACACCAGUUUGCAGUUGGAGGCAGAGACCAGUACAUCAGGAUAUAUGAUCAAAGGAAGAUAAAUGAGAAUGAAAAUAAUGGAGUGUUAAAGAAAUUUUGCCCAUUUCAUUUGAUGAAUAGUGAAUCAAAAACAAAUAUUACGUGUCUUGUGUACAGUCAUGAUGGAACAGAACUUCUGGCAAGUUACAAUGAUGAAGACAUUUACUUAUUUGACACAAGACAUAGUGAUGGAGCAGAGUAUGUUUGCCGAUACAAAGGACAUCGGAACAAUGCUACAGUCAAAGGCGUCAAUUUCUACGGCCCACAUAGUGAAUAUGUGGUGAGCGGAAGUGAUUGUGGUCACAUCUACCUGUGGGAGAAAAACUCUGCUCAGAUCGUACAGUUUAUGGAAGGAGACAAAGGUGGAGUGGUAAACUGCCUGGAACCCCAUCCACAUCUGCCAGUAUUAGCUACUAGUGGUCUGGACCAUGAUGUUAAGAUAUGGGCGCCCAUCGCUGAGAAUCCAACAAUACUCAGGGGCUUGAAAGAGAUGAUGAAAAAGAAUAAACGAGAACGAGACGAAGACAGCAUACGACAUGGUGAUCACUAUGAUACGCAGCUUUUGUGGUUCCUUAUGAGACACAUGAGGCAUAGACGGCCACAGAGGACUCGCCAUGGACAGUUAGGGGGCACUGAAGGAGACUCGGAUGAGUCUUGGACCUCUGAAGACUCUUCUGAUGAGGACGACAUGGGCCCAGAUCAUGUGCAGUGCAUGUCAUCCUGAGCUGAGAAAGGAUAAAACUUAAAGUUGAGGCGUGGAGUUUGCAGUAAAAUACACAGCUUUGCUUUGUCACCAGUGUCUCCUUGUUCAAUGGUGCUAUUUAAUCCAAUCUUCGAAUGACAGAGUGUUUCAGAAAACAAAUUUGCCAUGCUUCUUUGACUACUUUUUUUUUUUUUUGGUAAGUUUGGGAGAUGUGCUGCUCUUCACUGCCUCAUACUGUUUGCUCACAUGAUCUCUGCAGCUUCAUCUCCAGCAGCACCAAAAUCAACUGACUGUCCUGAACAAGAGUCAUUUUGUCAUUUGUCAGGCCUUUUCUAUCUUGUCAUUCAACGCCAUUGUGGAAAAUAAGACAUUUUUCACAAAAUAAAAUUAAAACAGCAUGCACAUGUUUCAUGUUUAUUGAUUCAUUGGAAAAAAGCAGAAAGUGUUUUUCUCCAAGUCAGUUUAAUAAACGGCUGGAGUGAAGUUAAUGUAGAAGUCACAAUAAACAUAAGAAAACAUAACUGCAUUUAGCAGUAAUAAGAUCUCCAUGUGUAAACAAGUUUCUGUUUAGAACAGAAAUUGGCUUUCAAGCAAUAUUGAACAGAAGACCGUGACAAUAAAGGCAGCAACACGUGUGUGACUUGAAACAGGAAAGGCAUUGUUGCCUUUGUUGUAAAGGUAACAAAGAAAAACAUUUUAAUACUUAAAAAUGCUUAUGAGAAAUUUAAAAAGCUAUUUUUUCUGUUUGCUAAAUUUUGAGAAAAUUUAUUAAAGCAUAGAGAAUUUUGCACAAGAUGAGCAUUAGCAAUGGGCAUAUUUCUUUAUUUAUUGAAGUCAAUAGAACUAUAAUCUAUAAAUCUCUAUAAUUUCUAAGACCAUAAUCUUACAUUAAGACUAUGUUGUAUCUGAAAAUCCAACAGCAGCAUUUUCAUUUACAGUAUGUCCAGCUGGCAUGUUUGAAAUGACCAGUACAAUAACUGUUGUAAAACAAGUCCAGGUGUAUUUAAAAAGUAAAGGAAAUUGUUUAUAUAUUAAAAAGAUUGAAUAAAGACAUGCACCAAUUGCAGUAAAGCUAUA